CUCUGCGCUCGCAGUAGUCGUCGGCGGCGGGAGGCCGGGCCCCGGGCGUGGGGGUGGGAGAGAGAGAGAGAGAGAGAGGGGAGAGUGGGGGGAGGCGGACAGCCACGUUACUGAGAGCGCGAGAGAGAGAGAGAGCGAGUGAGGAGCAGCAGCAGCCGCCUCCUCGCCAUCAUCAGCCGGUGACCCCCCCCCCUCCCCACCAUCCCCCGAAGCCAUGCCUCGCGUGUACGUGGGGAGACUGAGUUACCAGGUCCGAGAGCGGGACCUGGAGCGCUUCUUCAGGGGUUACGGCAAACUGCUGGAGGUGGACCUGAAGAACGGGUAUGGAUUUGUUGAGUUUGAAGACUCGCGUGAUGCUGACGAUGCUGUUUAUGAACUUAACGGGAAAGAACUUUGUGGGGAGCGUGUGAUAGUUGAACACGCAAGAGGACCACGCCGCGAUGGAAGCUAUGGUGGCGGAGGUGGUUAUGGGAGUGGUCGCAGCGGUUAUGGAUACCGUAGGUCUGGAAGAGAAAAAUAUGGGCCACCUGUGCGCACAGAGUUCCGAUUGAUUGUUGAAAAUCUUUCAAGUCGUUGCAGCUGGCAAGAUCUGAAAGAUUUCAUGAGACAAGCGGGUGAAGUAACGUAUGCAGAUGCUCACAAACAGCAUAUGAACGAAGGGGUCAUUGAGUUCAGGUCAUACUCUGAUAUGAAGAGGGCCUUGGACAAGCUGGAUGGCAGUGAAAUCAAUGGGAGGAAGAUUCGAUUGGUGGAAGACCGACCACGCAACAGCAGACGUUCUUCAUCUGGAAGUCGAUCACGAUCCCGGUCUCGAAGCCGUCGUCAUUCUCGUAGUAGAAGUCGAAGAAGCAGCAGAAGCCGAUCUGGCAGUGGCUCUAAGAGCAGAUCUCGUUCUCGGUGCGAAGCGCCUGACGAGAACUCGGUGCGUCCAAUUCUCUGGACUACUGACAAAUCAGCGGCAGGCCAAAGUUCUAAAUCCAGAUCACGAAGCAAGGAUCAUUCUCGGUCCAAAUCGAAAUCUCAAGAAAGGAAAUCCAGAUCGAGAAGCAUUUCCAAAGCAAAAUCUGAUAAACGCUCUCGCUCCAGGUCUCCAAGCCGAUCUAAAUCUGCAUUAAACAACAAAUCACACAGCAGAUCUCCUUCCCCCAAAGUGAAUGGGAAGGGAGAUGCUAAAUCGGUGUCACGUUCACGUUCAAAAUCCCGCUCCAGGUCAAGAAACAAGUCUACUUCUCCAGUGAAAACAAAGCCAAAAUCAGAAAAUCGUUCUAGGUCUCGAUCUAGAUCUGUGUCCAGGUCAAGAUCUCGUUCUAAGGAUUAGUAUCAACUUUUUGUAAUGAACACUGAAUUCCAGUUGGAUGUUUCUCUAAGCUAGCUGUAUAUGUAAAUGCACCAUUGAUGAGGACUCCAACAUUUUCAAAAUUGGAGUUUUGUUUCUUUCUAGUGUAGAGUACAGUGUAGGGAUGCUCAACUGUAUAUAAACUUUCAAAUUACCAAGUCCUAUCAAGCAAUAAGCAGUGCAAGUGGUAGCACUGAUGCUUUCCCCAUGAAUAUUGAUCACCAUUUCACAACAUAAGGUACUACUUGGCAGUGUGUUCAAUUUGGAUUUUGUUUUCCUAUUUUAUUACUGGAGUAGCUGCAGCACAGAUGUGUAUUAUGAGCUGUCACCGAACAUCUAAAUACUUUUUAUUUUAGUGCCAGAAGUGUACAUUUUUAAACUACAAGUGAGAAUAUUGUUGAACUUGUAAUUGGAAAUUCAAAUAAAAUAACUGCUUCCUGGCAUGACUUUGUAGGCGGUAGCCUCAGAGGUAAUUGAUUGGGGAGCGUGAGAGUAUAAUGAACCCCAGAACAUCAGUAAACAACAACUUGUAUUUCCAUUGCGCCCUUCACACGGGUAGUAAAACCAAGGAGAACUUCAUGCAAGACCCUCCUGUUUACUAUGAAAAGUAAUCUAUGGUAAUCUAUUUAGGUUAUUGAUUUCUUGCAAACCAGCAUUUACAUGCAUUUUACAUCUGGAACAUUCAAAAUAUGCAUGGUUUCAUUAAAACUAUACAGCAUUUUUAUUGUUGGAUGUUUUGUAUUUUUUUGUGGACCUUCCCUCAUUGAGUCUUAAUGUUUAAUAAAUACACCACUGGAUAAAGCA
Callorhinchus milii (elephant shark) is the source of this 2140-nucleotide messenger RNA. Its product is annotated as serine/arginine-rich splicing factor 6. Gene Ontology annotation, cellular component: cytoplasm; nucleus; ribonucleoprotein complex. Gene Ontology annotation, molecular function: mRNA binding. Lineage: Eukaryota; Metazoa; Chordata; Chondrichthyes; Chimaeriformes; Callorhinchidae. Gene Ontology annotation, biological process: alternative mRNA splicing, via spliceosome; mRNA splice site recognition. The transcript is spliced from 7 exons. The coding region runs from base 215 to 1318 and encodes 367 amino acids. The record is from RefSeq and is a predicted model, not a curated record.